Acanthopagrus latus (yellowfin seabream) is the source of this 4125-nucleotide messenger RNA. RefSeq lists its product as uncharacterized. The transcript is spliced from 5 exons. Bases 1947 to 2741 code for a protein of 264 amino acids. NCBI's taxonomy places the organism in Eukaryota, Metazoa, Chordata, Actinopteri, Spariformes, Sparidae. The record is from RefSeq and is a predicted model, not a curated record.
CACCUAUGUUAAACUCUGUUAGAAGCCGGAUGUUGAUGUAUCUCUAAUAUAUAUAUCUCUAAUUGAUAAAAGCAAUCCUUUUAUAGCUACAGAAUGCACCACUCACAAUUACUUAGAUGUUGUUUAUGGUUCAGUGCUGUCACUUAAAAUCACAUCAGAGACUUUAAAGAUGACCAGGAGAAAAACAGCUGAAGUAGUUUAUCUCUGAAGGUUGUGUCAUGUUGUGUUAGGACGACAUCUACAGGCUGUGUUUGGGUUACACACACGUUAUUUCUGUUUAUAUUCACUUUAAAAUGGCCUGGAUACAAGAGACAUUUGUGUUUGUGGUAAAUGCACUUUAUCAGUGACCUCUCAGUUGUUUUCAGUAUCUAAAUAUAUACUUUUCUGCAGAAGUAGUGUCACAGAGUUGAAAGUUACAACACCUGUCAGAAAAAAAAAAAAAAAAAAAAAAUCCGUCAAAAAUCCAGUUUCCCUAGCGUCCAGUUUCAUUUCAGCAAAUUACGUUGAAAAUCAAAAGAUGUCUGGCUGUGUACAUGUUAAAUGUUGUGCAAGUGUUUUCACAACAUACAUAUGUUCACCUGUCUCACAUGUGGAUGAUGAUACAACGGCAGAAAACAGCAGCCAGAACAAAUAUGUUAGUUAUAAUAAUUGUAGGUGAUCUUUGUAUUAGAAGCCAUGUACAUGGUGUAUACUUUACGAUGGCAACUUAUGAUUUGUUUCACUUCCUUCAUAGAUUAGUGAAAUGACCAAAUAAGUCAUCCCACCUUCCUCAAAGUCAUCCUCCAGCAGACAUGGCCCCUGCGAUUCAGAGCGGAGAACAGUGUACAUUUUUACAUGAUAUUGAAACCUUACUUUACAAACGUUGCGUUCUUUUGCUCAUUCAAAUUUGGAUAAUUGUUUAACAACACAUCUUUAAUGUGACAAACUCAGAUCACAUCUUGAUUAUUGCUUUACAUGGACUUUAAGGACAUUCACCCACUGACUGUUGAAAACAAAAUUGAAAAGAAAUGAUGCACAACAUGUUCCCAACAUAGAUGCGGAAAUGAUACAUGAUCAGUUGCCUGCGAUAUUCUGCUUCCUUAACAAGGUCGUGAAAAACAAGUGAAGCAUCACUGUGAUGUCUGGGGAUGUUGUAAAACUACUGUAUGUCGACAGAAAUGUUUCGUCACAUUUUGCCAAUAAAUGUUGAUCCAAUUAGAGCACACUGAUGCAAUGUUACAGAGUAAAAAUCACCUGUCGCAACUGAUGAUGGUCGGACAACUGAAAGAAUUGUGUUUUAAAGUGUUUUAUUGAGUAUUUGAGGCAACACACAUGUCAAAUAUAUUGUAUUAAUUAAAAGUAGGUAACCUGAAGGGUCUUAUUUGUAAAGUUGAUUUUUAAGUCUUAUUCCCAACUCGUAAACUACCGAAGCAUUGGGACGGCUGUCGAUCCGACCACCAACCCAAAAGAAUCAGAAUUUGACGAGCUGGGGAUGAGACACAAAAAUCAACUUUUCUUACAAAAUAUAGGACCUUUUGAUGUGAACAUGUUUCACAGGAUUCAAUGUGCAUUCAUCUGUCUGAAAAGCUUACUUAUUUCAGUUUUUAGUGACUUUAAAAUGUUGUACAAAGCUCAGCCAACACAACAAUAUGUCUGCAACUGAAGAACAGUUUUAUAUUUGAAUGUCAAAAAAUGUACAAGCAGAUGACUGUUUCUGAUGCUUUAAGUGUCAUUAACUUUGCCAGUGCUAGCCACAUUUAUUCUGCUUCCUCUUUCUUCUCUCAGCUGUAGGCUACUAUUUUAACAGCACCCUGUCUGGUCCGACCUUGUAUGCCUUUGUUCACUAUGAGAAGACAUUUCAGGCUGCUCAGUUUAAGAUCUGCAUGUUUGCUGUAAAUGAAAAUAAAGUAGAAAGGUUUGUGUGGAAGCUGCUGACUGGAUCAACAGAGGCUGAACACUGAGGAGACAUGGAGGCUGUGAUUGGACUGUUGCUGAUGCUGCUCGGAGUCUCUCAUGGUGUGGAAACCUCCUGUGAUGGCAGAAUAAAUGGAGCUCAGUGUUAUGGAGCUUUGGGAGGAACUGUGGUCCUCCGGCUGAUGGACAGAGCCUCAGGAAAAAACAAAUACCAGUGGGUCAAAAAUGAAACAAUGUUACUCCAGGGAAGGAAGAAUAGGAUAAUAACUAAUCAGUUAGAAACCAGAUCCUCAUUUACUCCCAGUGAUGGAACAUUUAGGAUCAAUAACCUGAGCAGGACUGAUGGCGGUGAAUAUACUCUAAAAAGCUUUGAUUUGAAAGGACAUCAAUUAGAUCUUCAGAUUCUACAGCUGAACAUUCAAGCUCCUGUGUCCUCUGUCCUGCUGGUCUCUGAGUGUCUGUCCCAGGGAGAGAUGAGGGUGUCCUGCUCCUCUGAGGGAGGGGACAGUCCUCAGUACAGCUGGACUCUGGAUGGACACACACUGACAGACGCUCAGCUCCUCUCUGGAAAUAAAGACAGUAACACCAUCACUCUGAGAGAAGACGUCUCAGGACAACUGGUCUGCUCAGUCAGCAACCACAUCAGUCAGAUUUCUACAUGUGGCUUCAGAUUCACUGACUGCAGCUUAUCCAAAGGGAUGCACGUAUCACAGAGAGUGCUUGUAACCAGCCAAACCCAGUGUACUGAUCCAACAACAGCCCCGACCUCGAUCACAGUAACAGAGGCGUCCACUAUCAGUCCCUGCUCAUCUGUGGUCUGCGAACAGUUGUGGUGGUUCUUAUUUUGAUCGGGAUCGCCGUCUAUUUUGUUUGGAGGAAGAAGAAAUAUGAGAAAGCUGAAGGCUCUGCCGUCCCUGAAGAGAUGGACUAUGAGAACUCUGUUGUGAUGGUUGAAAUGAGAAGUUCUGCAUCUGAACUUUAACUUUCUGAACCAACAUCUCAGUGUCGCCUCUCAGCUGUUGUGAUUGGACACGAGUCUUCAUGGAUGUAAAAACAGAUUAGAGUCAAAAUUAUAAUCUCUUCUUAUUCCUUUCAGAUUCACUUCUCAGCAGCUCACAAACACCUUCCCAUAAUAAGUCUCUGGGUGUUCACUUCAUUUGUGUCACUGUGGAAGCUCUGAUUGAACAAAGGUGAUGUGUUGUAACUCAGGUUCUAUGAUCACAAGUGGAGCCAUUUGACUUUUAUGUUUCAUAUAUGUUUGAUGUUUUUCUUCACAGAGAAAAGUUGAUGUUUAUGGAGAUAAACUGUGUUCACUUUUUAGCUGUAUAUUCUAAAAAUGUUGAUUUGGUAUCUUAAAGAGUAAACUGUCAUUUUAUGAGCAUAUUCACACGUGUGAUUUAAGUGCUUGAGUCUGAAAAUAUUUAAUUAUGUGAAUAACGAUUUAUUGUUUUUUUCUCAUCUUAUCAUGAUUACAAAUAUGUUAAUUCUGUCACUGAGUACUAAUGUAAAUAAUGUCAAAUGUCAGUGUUCUGUAUUCAAAACCUGUCAGUCAGUCAUAAAAGUUCAUGAAAGCUUCCUGUAUGUUGACAUACAGUAUGUUUGAUCAUGAACUGUUCCUUUAAUGACAGCUGAUACCAGAUUCAUCACCAGUAUCAGGUGUGAGGUUUCCCUCUACUGGUUCACAGAGGUUACUGUUGUUGCUUUUAUUGACUGAACAAGUGCAGCAUCUACACACAGUGCAUGGUGGCAUGCGCCUUUAAUAUUGUGUCGAUACGAUGAUGGACUUUGGACCAAGAGGUUCAAUGAUAAAGUCCUUCACAGAGGUAGUGAUCCAGUAAGUCUAUGUGGCGUUUUGGUUUAUAAGAUCUUUAUAAUAAUUAAAGCUGCAUGACCUCAAAGUGAAAAUGGAUGUAAAGCAAAACAAUAGAAACGUUUUUUCUGAUGUUACAUCACACAAUUUCUGAGCAUUCAACUUGAAUUUGUUUCACUAUUUCAAAUUGAUGUUGUGCAAAGCUCAGUGACUGUGUAUAUUUGUCUAACAACUAAACUAAAUGUCUGCGACGGAGAAACGGUUUUAUGUAAGAAUCUUAAACUGGACAGUUCUUGAGUUGUUUCUGAGGCUUUUACGGUCGAUAACUUUGCAAGUACCGACCACAUUAGCUCAGCUUCCUCUUACACCUCCAAAGUGUACUAUUUUAACAACAUCCUGUGUUGUCCAAGUUUCACACCUUA